Molecule: messenger RNA, 2494 nt
Organism: Puma concolor (puma)
Lineage: Eukaryota; Metazoa; Chordata; Mammalia; Carnivora; Felidae
Source: RefSeq, a predicted model, not a curated record
AUGGAGUUCAGCGUGUGCUCCUUGUCUAUCCAAGAGCCGGGCAGCGGCCCGGCUGGUGAGCCGAGGCAGUCUAAAGCCUCCCAGGGCUCGCAGGCCCUCCGGCCCUCCCAGGGCGGCAAGUCCUCCAGCCUGGAUGCCCUGGGUCCCGCCCGGAAGGAAGAGGAAGCUUCCUUCUGGAAGAUCAACGCCGAGCGCUCCCGGGGAGAGGGGCCUGAGGCCGAGUUCCAGUCGCUGACCCCCAGCCAGAUCAAGUCCAUGGAGAAGGGUGAAAAGGUCUUGCCUGCCUGUUACCGGCAGGACCCCGCCCUGAAGGACAGGGAGGCCAAGGCCGAAAGGCCCGGCAACCUCCGCCAGGAGCAGCGCGGCCUCCCCUGCGUCAGCAUCGAGCCCGAGAGACCUCAGCCCGUCCAGGCCCGCCCCAGCACCACCCCGUCCGAGCCUGAGGGGAAGCUUUCCUCUCCCGAGGCCAGGCGGGAGGACAUGGAGGACGUAGAAGACUCUCUGUUCUCGGAACCCAUGCCUACACAGGUCACCUCAAGUAAUGUCGUCUUGAAGACAGGAUUUGAUUUUCUGGACAACUGGUAAAAUCCUCUCCCCUUUUGAAAUGAGCGGCGUGCGCUUUGCUGGGUGGCUGUCGGUGAUGCCCUCGGCUGUGGCGGCCUCAGUGUGCCGGGCUGGCCGUGACCGCGGGAAGAUUCCUCCCCACCCAGCAUUCCCGGAUGCCCAGGGCUCCCUGACGCCACGCCCCUUGCAUCGUGUGCCACGCUCUACCCUCACGUCAUUUCCAGGAACCCCACUGUUGGCACAUAGCAGAGAUGGUCUUCGAGCUGCCCUGAUCCGUACUCGAGCUGUUCGUCGUCGUUUAAGAAGAGUUGCAUGUUUGAAAGUUUUGUAUUAACUUGUCAUUAUUUUGUAUGUAGAGUUAGAGGUUGUGAGGCUCCAUUUCUUCUUGGGCAUGUACUGGUUUCCGUUUGGAGGUUCUUUGCUCCUCCUGUGACCCCGGUGGGUGUUCCCGGGUCCGGGGCAUCUGCAGGAAUGAAGGGCAGGUGGCAGGUGUUGGAGGACAGAGCCCUUCUGAUCGGUUGCGGUAGAACCUUCCAGCGGGAGGCUGGCAGGGGCGGUGGACGUCCUUCAUCCCAAGGACUGCUUAGACUCUCCUGAUGGAUCUCUCUGCCAUCCCUGACCACCAGCAGAAGGAGUCGUCUCUGCAGCGCCCCAGCAGCGCCCCCUGGAGACCCCUUGCGGUCCUAUCCACGGUGUCUCUUGGAGCCAGACUGCUGCCCACUGCCGUUCAGAUGGAGGUGGCCCCCAGGCUGCCUGGGCAAGGUGGCCCAUGCCCCAGGCGUGGUGGGUGGGGCAGGGCGAGGAGGAGAGUGGCCCUUACCCUGGGAAGCCUGCGCCCUGCCCGUUGGCCCCGGGCUGCGCCCCCUGCUGGACAUGCCCGAGCGUGAUCUACACGUUGCCUCUCACUGUGUUCUCCUCACCUGAAGCCUUAACCCCUGUGAGUCCUGCGAGUGAGCGCCCGGUUUCAGUACCAAGGUGUGUCUUUUUAAAAAUGCGUUUCUGUCUCAUACGACAUCCUUAAGUGGUUUCCACAGCGUCCAGGGUAAAGCACGUGGCGCCUUAUUUUCCCCAGGAAGAUUCCUGCCAAAGCCGCGGCCUGGCCAACUUUUGGCUGGGUUUCUGCCAAUCGCAUUAUGUCCCUGAACCUCAUUUGGCCCCUUGGGGUUGUGGAUGUGACCUUCCUACAUGGGUGACUGGCUGCAUUAUGGCAAAUACAGAUUUCUUCUUGUACCAUUUGAGGAUAGUUGAAACGUCCAAGGGGAAAAAAAGGCUCAGAACGUGGCGGGGACGGAAAAGGGAACUUAGAAAUCCCAGCCGGGGUGCCAGCCCCUCGAGUGAGCCACUGAGCCUCAGAGCCGGGCUUCCCACCUGCCUCCACUUCCAGCCUGGAGGGCAGUGCACUGUUUUAGAGCCCGCGCUUGAAAACAGCGUUCCUUAAAAAAAAGAGAGAGAGAGAGAUGUCCAGGUGUGAGUUUGUAUUCGUUGACGCUGAUGUGGCCAGGGAGGAACUGCACCUGGGGACAGUUAGCCCACAGUGAUGUGUCUGUUCUCUUGCGAGACAAUUCUGAGGCCUUUCUGACUUUCUCCUAAAGCCUGGUUAUUCCUUUCACGCCCCCCCCCCCGCCCCCCGCCCCAGGGGGCUGCGGGGACGCAGGGGGUUGUUGAAAGCCUCUGCGUCACCUGGUGCCGCCCUGGGCCCGCUACCCCGAGUGUUUAGCUCUCUCUUACAACAGGGCGUAAUGUUUCAUGAUGGGGCAGCCUCCUGAGAUGAAAUGUAAAGUCACAACUUAGGAAAUCCUCAAGCCGUGUGGCUUUGCUCCGCUUCUGAGAAGGAGACGUGAAGGGGCCCGGAGGACACAGGCUGGCGAAUCCCCAUCCCGCCUGACCUGCGGGUCCUGGUCGUAAACCCCGGGCGGUCUGUGUAAAGAUG